AUGGACAGCGACCCAGCUAAGCGAGGCAGCAACACUCCGGAACCGCCUCGGAGCAAAAAGCGCGCCAAAUAUACUCAGGUCGCCUGCAAUGAGUGUAAGCGACGAAAGCUGAAAUGUAGUGGCGAGCCUGUGUGCUCCCGCUGUGCUAGAGACAACGUCCGGUGCGUCUACACCGCGAAUGCUCACGCUGUCGCCAACACGGCUUCUCCUUCGGUCGAGGACCCUGUCAAAGAUGAAAGGUAUGGCAGAUUGUCAAGUCGAUUACAGACCGUCGACCAGCAAAUCGCAUCCCUUCAGCGAGAAAUGCGAGCCAUGGCCGCUCGUCUUCGCCAUCUGGAGUCAACAUCCGUGACCACUCCGGCAAACAACACUAGCAUUCCCACCUCCAUGUCGACUGUUUCUUCGACCUCGGUCAACACGGGACUACAGCGGAUCCUGAAUCGUCCCAAGUCCCCCAGCUACGUCGGUCCGACCAGUGCAGAGUUUGGCCUCACAGCGCGACAAAAGCCGCCCGAGGACAGCGAUGGCGAUGCGGACGAAACAGAUUCGGCAGCAGCGCAAAGCCCAGCGCCUGUUCAAGACUCAGAAGCCUUGUCAGGCGACCCUCUUCGCUGUAUGGGUUUGACAGAGACCCUGCGACUGGUCACAGUAUACGAACAUACCGUUGGCCUGAUCUAUCCGUGCGUGGACCUCGACAGCGUGCGCGCGUACGUGGUCGAGUUCUUCCGAGAUGAGGGGAACGGUCUCAAUGAGGCACGCUCGCCGGAAACUGAAGACCAGGAUUGGUUCUUUGCUCGAGAUGUGGAAGUGCUGAAGAUCAUUGUAGCAACAGCCCUGCUAGCGGAAUCGCACGGUCGGAGCGAAAGAGCGGCCUGGUUGGCAGAUAGCGUCGAGGAUCAGUUCGCUUCACGGUACAAGAUCCCUGAGGUGGACAUGAAGGAAUUGCUUAUUCUGACUUUAGUGCUAACCAGUCAGUCCAUUUUCCAUUCCUACCGCGACGACGAAGUGCUUGCAUGGCGGACAAUCGGGUCUGCCGUCCGGGGUGCCGUCCAACUCGGCCUACACUGCCAGGAGACAUGGCUCAAAACGGGAGGAGUAUUUCCAGGGGAGCUACACAGGACAUGGACCAGCCGGCUGUUCUGGUGCAUCUACGUACUCGAUCGGAAAUGGUCGUUCGGGACGGGCUUGCCAUUUGCCAUCCAGGAUUCCGACAUGGACACGAACCUACCGGAGCCGGGCACCUCAACGCCCUACCUGACCUGCAUGAUCUCGUAUGCACGACUCAGUUCUAAGAUCUGGGGCCUCGUGGUCGGCUGGCGCACGCGGCCUCGAGCCGCGACGGCAGACUACUGCUCAUACCUGGACUUCCAAGUGCAGCAAUGGAUCCAAUCCAUCCCUCCAGAGCUACGCUUCGACCCGUCGCAGCGAUCAUCAUCCACCGGUCCCAAUGCGCAGGCAGACAGCAUGAUGAUGCUUCAAGUGCUAUUAGCACUGCAAGCGAAUCAGCUCCGCAUUCUCGUCUACAGACAAUACCUGCUCAGCACAGAGAGCAUUGAAGAAAGCGUGCCGAGUGCAUCCAUAGCCGUCGAAACCGCCAAAAGCACCGUCCAUAUGCUCGACUUCUUCAGCCGUGUCUCAGACAUCUACUUCCAACGUCCCGAACCAUUCAACUACUUUCUCAUUUCUGCCCUCGCUGCGCUUUUCCUAGCUGUGCUCCACGCCCCUUCUAGAUUCAGCCAGGUCUGCCGUCCAGAGUUCUACAAAGCCGUCGACAUGGUUCGCCGAUCAUCCACUCGAGCGCGCACAUCCCGUCGUCUGCAGAAGAUCAUCCGGAAUUUGAAACUGAUCCGCUCGAACCUGGGCAGUAAGUCACCCAGACAAGCUGGGAGUCAGCUGCAGCACCAGCAACAACACACGCAUCAAACCCCUAGGCGGCAACCAUCGGUAUCUACGACCAUGUCUGCCGCCGUACCCUUUACUCCAGUGGAUACUCCCUACCCUCCACAACACCAACUCUCGGGGUUUCACCCCGUUCCUCAGCAGCCACUGUCGGUAUCCGCAUACUGGCCGCCAACUGCAGGCGGGAAUCAUUCAGCCGCGGUUGAUGAUCAGCAGGAGAGCUGCGAGGAUCUGACGAGUUUCUUUGAAAUGGCGGGCGGAUUUUACUUUGAUCCCAGAGCGCAGGCGGAGGUGCCUGAAGCUGCAAAUGGAAAUGGGACCGGGACUGAUGGGGCGGGGAUUGAGGCUUUGAAUGCAGAAGAUGAGGCGUUGACGCGGGUUAUGGCAGGGUUGCUCUAG
This is a messenger RNA of Aspergillus niger, 2298 nucleotides long. RefSeq lists its product as uncharacterized. Gene Ontology annotation, molecular function: zinc ion binding; RNA polymerase II cis-regulatory region sequence-specific DNA binding; DNA-binding transcription factor activity, RNA polymerase II-specific. Gene Ontology annotation, biological process: DNA-templated transcription; positive regulation of transcription from RNA polymerase II promoter by galactose. NCBI's taxonomy places the organism in Eukaryota, Fungi, Ascomycota, Eurotiomycetes, Eurotiales, Aspergillaceae. The record is from RefSeq and is a predicted model, not a curated record. The transcript is spliced from 4 exons. Bases 1 to 2298 code for a protein of 765 amino acids. Gene Ontology annotation, cellular component: nucleus.